GAUGCCAUCAAAAGGUAUGGAUGCCUAUGCCAAGCUCAAUGUUGCCACCACGAGUGCAACACAAUUGGCCAAAGAAAUCUUGGAAUUCUUUCAAGUGUUCUAGCGCCUUGGAUGAACGCAGGGUUUAGUCAAAGAUUCGUCUCCACAGACAAAUCACACAUAAAACUGAACGAUUGCGUCUUCUGGGUGCCAAGAAAUGCUCCCCGCUUUUAGAUCUGGGCAAAAGAUACCAACAUGCCAAUGUUGUUCACAAAGGGAAGGUGAAGGUGAGGGUAACGUGAAUCGUGAGGACGCGCUUGCGGUUUUUGGAUAUGGAGAGCGAGCCUUAGUUUCCUUUUACUCCUAGGACUUCACAACGCGAGGCUGAACUUCUUUUUUUCUUCUCUCCCUCACGUUCCUUUCUUCCUUCAGUUCGUGCCUUUCAUCCGCGUUUCUGCAUCUCGAUCUCAACACAGAAACGCAACAAUGGAGACGCACAACACCUACAAUCCUUCUUCGGGACCCAACAGUGAGAAGCCCAUCCGUGAAGAUGUGGAUGUCAAUGUCAGUAGUGCCGACGACCUCACGAGAGAGGAUUCCAAUCACCACCUCCAUCGUGGAUUGAAGGCCAGACAGAUUACUAUGAUUGCCAUCGGCGGAGCAAUCGGUACUGGUCUGAUCAUCGGAACUGGAAAGUCACUCGUUCAAGCUGGCCCCGCGCCUCUCUUCAUUGGUUACACCAUUGUCGGCUUCCUAUGUUUCCUGGUUAUGGCUGCGCUGGGAGAGAUGGCUUCCUGGCUUCCACUCCCUUCUGGUUUCACUGGAUAUGCCACCCGAUUCGUUGAUCCGGCUCUGGGUUUUUGCCUUGGUUGGAAUUACUGGUUCAAGUACAUCAUUGUCACUCCGAACAACUUAACUGCUGCCUCACUCGUGAUCCAAUAUUGGAUCGACCGUGACAGAGUCAAUCCUGGUGUCUUCAUUGCGGUCUUCUUGGUCGUAAUUGUAUGCAUCAACUACUUUGGUGUCAAGUUCUUCGGUGAAUUUGAGUUCUGGCUCUCUUCCAUUAAGGUCACUGUCAUUCUCGGCUUGAUCUUACUGAGUCUCAUUCUUGCCUGUGGAGGAGGACCAUCUCACCAUGCAACCGGAUUUCAAUACUGGAAGAAUCCAGGUGCAUUCCAUGAGUAUAUUCUCACUGGUAGUGCAGGUCGGUUCUUGGCUGUCUGGAGCACCUUUACCACCGCUGUAUUCGCGUAUCUUGGUACUGAGCUUGUGGGUGUGACAGUAGGAGAAGCCGCCAACCCAAGAAAGGUCAUUCCUAGGGCUAUUAAGUUGACCUUCUUCCGAAUCCUCCUCUUCUAUGUCCUUCUCAUCUUCCUCCUUGGAAUGCUUGUGCCAUAUAAUUCCCCUGAGUUGAAGGCCGGCAUCUCUACCAAUGGUGGAGCCACAGCAGCUUCGUCGCCCUUUGUAGUGGCAAUUCAGAUCAGCGGCAUCAAAGUUCUACCUGGUAUCUUGAACGCCUGUGUCUUGAUCUUCGUGUUCUCUGCUGCCAAUUCAGAUCUCUACAUUGCGUCUAGAACUCUCUUCGGACUCGCACACGAGCACAAGGCACCCCACAUCUUCACUUACACCGACAAACGCGGAGUUCCAAUCUUUGCUCUUGCACUCUCGGUAGCAUUCUGUCUCCUCGCCUUCCUAGGUGUCAACACAGCUUCAUACACCGUCUUCAGUUAUUUUGUCAACUUGGUUACCAUGUUCGGCCUUCUCACUUGGAUUUCCAUCCUCAUCUCCCACAUCUUCUUUGUGCGUGCUCGUCGUGCUCAAGGUAUCCCGAACUCGGCAUUAGCCUAUGUAUCACCUCUAGGGAUGUGGGGAUCAGUUGGUGCAUUGAUCUUUUGUAUCUUGAUUGCAUUCUUCAAAGGCUUCGCACUAUUCGCAUACAAGGCAACAGCUGCCAAAGGCACGAAGCCGGUCUUUGAUACCAACACGUUCGUCACCACAUACCUUGGAAUCCCGCUUUACAUCAUCAUGUUUGUGGGCUACAAGAUCAUCAUGAAGAGCGAGUUCGUCAAGCCCGAGUCAGCAGAUAUGUAUGGUGGCAAGGCAAGAAUCGAUGCUGAAGAGGCUGAGUACCUUGCUGCCGAGGCGGCGAAGAAGGGAGGACCAGAGACGAAGUUAGAGAAGGUUUAUCGACUCACGGUUGGCAAUCUCUUCUGAUUGAUGAUCGCUGCUCAAUCUUCCGGAUGGACAUUGAUUGACAGUUUUGCUAUGAUAGAUUUGCAAUAGUUGGUAGCUCGGUCUGCUCUAGACAACUAAUGAUAUGUUUCGAGCUUUCCACCGAUUCCUACCUUGUAACACCCUUUGCUCCUAUGUAACUCGUGAUCAGAAUGCCAGUGAUUAAUAUGCCUUACCUUUUUCCACACGGAGAAACACUUAGACUCCUCGCCUGUGAAGUAUCCGGCAGUUAUAUGUGGCAUUCAGAAUAUAAAUCUCGAGCAUGAAAUAAUGUCUGUUCACUUUUUGAAUCUUCAUGAUGAGAAAGUCUGGUCAGUUUGAACCCGCU
Mollisia scopiformis is the source of this 2539-nucleotide messenger RNA. RefSeq names its product putative dicarboxylic amino acid permease. The record is from RefSeq and is a predicted model, not a curated record. Lineage: Eukaryota; Fungi; Ascomycota; Leotiomycetes; Helotiales; Mollisiaceae. Gene Ontology annotation, biological process: amino acid transmembrane transport. The coding region runs from base 466 to 2193 and encodes 575 amino acids. The transcript is spliced from 6 exons. Gene Ontology annotation, molecular function: amino acid transmembrane transporter activity. Gene Ontology annotation, cellular component: membrane.